Messenger RNA from Monoraphidium neglectum, 1851 nucleotides. RefSeq lists its product as hypothetical. The coding region runs from base 1 to 1851 and encodes 616 amino acids. The transcript has 5 exons. Lineage: Eukaryota; Viridiplantae; Chlorophyta; Chlorophyceae; Sphaeropleales; Selenastraceae. The record is from RefSeq and is a predicted model, not a curated record.
AUGACCAUCAGACACUGUACCAGCUCGUCAGGGCGGGAUCAGGUUGUUGAGUCAAGCGGCCCCGUGGUUGACAGCAGCGAUGACACCGAGUACCACUGCAGCCUGGAGAUCGCUGGCGCCGAGGGCAUCUCCCGCCUCGUCACGCGCGGCCGGCGCGGCCCUGCCCCGGAGUGGGGCGAGGCGUUUGCAGUCCCCCUCAGUGCACUGCUGCCCUCCGGCUCCAGGCCGACUAGCCACUACAGCGAACGCAGCACAGAAGUGCAGCAGCAGCAGCAGCAGCCACAGCAGCCGCCGCAGGGCGCUGCUAAGCAGUUACCGGAGCGGCAGCAGCAGCGUUUGGGCAUGCUGUCUGUGCGCCUGGCCACGCGCAAGCAGCUGCGAUCAGACGCGGCGCUCGCCACAGGCGAGCUCCCACUAGACGGCCUCGCCGCCUGCCUGGUGCCCGGCGCGGCGCCGCUCACCCAGUCCGUCAUGCUGCAGCCCGCCUCGUCCAAGCCAUCCCGCGGCGCCCAGGGCCGCGCCGGCGCCGCCGAUGCCGUGCUGCUGCGGCUUGCCGUUGUCACUGCUGUGGACGUCCCGCCCGGCCUGCGCGGCGCCGCCGCGACCACGUACAGCGCGGGGCGCGGCUGCUGCGCAUCAGCGCUGUCCGCGGUCGGCGCCGCCUCGCUGCACACGCGCGAGGGCGUCCUGUUGGAGGUCCCGCCGUUGCAGCACCUGCGGCUCGUGCUGCACGCCGCUACAGGGCUGGAGCAGCUGCGCAUGGAGCCGGCGGCGGCGCUGACGGCCGCGACGCAGGCCUCUCCAGAGCCCGCUGCUGGCGGCGGCUGCGGUGGCGGCGGGGCGGCAGGGGAUGGUCACAGCAGCGGCAGCGGCGCGGCGGGCGAGCCUGGCGGUUUGCUGGCUCUGGGGAGCUCGUGGCUGCAGAACAGCGGCAAGGGGGCCAAGCUGGCGGGGGUGGUCGCGGCGGCAUGGGCGGCGAAGCGCGGCGGCGGGCAGGGCGCGGGGACGCCUUCCCCCGAGGAGCAGCGGCAGCCGCACCCUGAGGCGGCAACCGGCCCGCCGCAGGGAGCUGCCGAGGCGUCGCCAGGUCAGCCACUUGGCGAAAGUGAAGAUGCAGUUAGCGAGCUGCGGACGCUCCCACCGCCACCCGUGGGCGCCGACGGCAGCGCGCCGGCCCAGGCGGCGGCGGUCGCACCGGCGGGGCCGGCGCGCCCGUGGAUGCAGGGGGUUGAUGGCGGUCAGGAGGUGCAGCAGGGCGGCCCGGGCGGCGGCCGCGGCAAGAGCCGCCACAGGCCUGUGGGGUCGAUUGAGCGUGAGGUGCUCAUGGGGCUGCUGGAAGACAACGGCUUCCACCACUCGGACGCCAUUGGGGGCUCCUUCUACUACGUCCGCAUGUCCUGCGCCGCCGCCGCCGACGCGGCCCCCAGCGCCGCCGCGUCGCUCACCGGCAGCGCCGCCACGCCGCCGCCCGGCGCGGCGGUCACGACGCGCAUGGUGCCGCUGUGCGGCCUCAACGGAUGCGCCGUGUGGGAGCAGCCGUUCUGGUUCGCCGUGACGCGGCCGGCAGAGGCCGGGGCCAAGGUCGAGUUUGAGCUGAUGGCCAGCAGCGACAAGAAGCAGCGGGGCCGCUCCGUGGCGAAGAUUGAGGUGCCGCUGGCGCAGCUGCUCGACCCGGCCGCCAUCGUGCCCGGCGGCCCCGCCGCACGCCGCUUCUCGGGCGCCGGCGCGGCCGCGGCGUGCGUGGCGGGCUGGGUCGCGGGUGGCGGCGGCGGAGGGGAGGCGCCGGUGUGGGAGCACCAGCUGACUGGGCUGUUCUGGGAGCGGCUGCCGUGCGCAAUUUGCGACUCUUAA